AUGUCCGGGUUCGCCUUGGACGACUUAGUGGACCACUUGAAAAAUGACAAAAAAGUUAUAUCUGACAAUUGUUUCACUGUUCUGAAAGAAUCAUUAUCAUCUAGUCAACAUGAAAUGGUAAUGAAACAAUUGCAUCAAAUUUCAGCAACAACAGUGAGUCCAGAACUGCGCUCUUUUGCACUCACACUUCAUUUCUACUCCCCUACUUCUUACAACUAUGUCAGAAAAACAUUUAAUAAAUGUUUGCCACAUCCAUCCACAAUUCGAAAAUGGUAUUCUGUUAUCGAUGGAUCACCAGGAAUCACAGCAGAAUCAAUGAACGCCAUUAAAAUGAAAGUAAAAGAAAUGAAACAUAACAAUUUAGAUUUAGUACUUGGAAUCAUUAUGGACGAAAUGUCAAUAAGAGAAGAGUAG
Messenger RNA from Acyrthosiphon pisum (pea aphid), 414 nucleotides. RefSeq lists its product as uncharacterized. The coding region runs from base 1 to 414 and encodes 137 amino acids. The transcript has 2 exons. The record is from RefSeq and is a predicted model, not a curated record. Lineage: Eukaryota; Metazoa; Arthropoda; Insecta; Hemiptera; Aphididae.